This is a messenger RNA of Lycium barbarum (goji berry), 2571 nucleotides long. RefSeq names its product probable LRR receptor-like serine/threonine-protein kinase RKF3. The coding region runs from base 517 to 2418 and encodes 633 amino acids. The transcript has a single exon. Gene Ontology annotation, biological process: protein phosphorylation. Gene Ontology annotation, molecular function: protein kinase activity; ATP binding. The record is from RefSeq and is a predicted model, not a curated record. NCBI's taxonomy places the organism in Eukaryota, Viridiplantae, Streptophyta, Magnoliopsida, Solanales, Solanaceae.
CCAUGAUUAUCUGCUAAGUCUUGUCACUUCUCAUUUGAAUCCAUAUUGUUUUGGCAUGGUCAUAUUUUAAAGCUGCGUGUAGCUUCUUCAUUUAGUCAUUUGCUAAAGGUUAAGAAACAAUUAGGCAUGCACAACAAAUCACGGGGAAUAUUUAAUCAACGGACAGAGUCUAUAGGUGGGGACGAGAGUUGCAAGAUGUGCAGGUAAUAGUAGUUGAGUUUUUUUCACUUUAGACAGAAAAAGGAAAUCUCAGCCCCCUAAAAUAAUCUCUGAGAAAGACAUUGGUAAUUUCUCAGAACCUACACUGCUGGUCUUGCCAUGAACUCCAUCUUGGCUUGCUAGUUGGAGUAUAUGAUAGAAUGCAAUAAUCAGCUCAAAAACUCAAAUAUUUUUCUCUCGUUUCCAACUUCCAUCCUUGCACUUUCACUAGCUCCCUCAAGUCAAGCCUCAUGUGGCAUUGGCCAUAAAACUGUUAUUUUCCAUUGAUUAACUGCCGAUUCACCGCCCCUCUCAAACAUGUCUGUAGUUCUAUAUACUUUACUCUUUCUGCACAUAUCAUUUCCUUGUUACUAUGCUACCUAUACAUCAUCAUCCCCCCUGAGUACUCUCCUCCGGCAACAACCUCAACCGGGUGAAAACUCCUCCUCUUCUUCUAGAUCUCCAUGUCCUCUUGAUUUUGAUGCCUUCCGUAGGAAGUUUGAGAGUACCAGACGUCAUAGUUUGAAUAUCAGCAACCAGUGCCAUUAUAUCAGACAAGGCCUCCGUCUAGUCCAAUCGGACUACCUCCGUCGGACCAACUCCUUUUUUCCUCCCAUUAACACAACCAAGUCUUGCAAGAACUCCUAUCAAUCUCUAGUCAACCACUUCAUCCCUAACUUCAACAUUAGCCGUUCCUGUAGCAUCGACACCUCUUGUAUUUCUCUGCAUUGUAUGAAUAUCACCACGCGCUCUGAGUUUGAGUCUAAACUGUCUCCGCGCGCCCUAUCCAAUAUCAUCUCUUCUUGUAACCGUUCUCUUGAGAAUUAUCCCUCCUGCGACAACUGCACCAGAAGCCUCUACGAGGUAAUGGCUAGCCCUUCCGUCGCCAAAGUCUCCGAUUGUUUAGUCUACGUGUUUAAUUACGCUGCUGCCUUCGCCAAUCAUUUUGGGCCCACUAAUAAGGGUACUGCAAAAUGCUUGUUUGCUUCCCACGUUCAUACAGCAGCUACUUCCAGCAAAGGUAAGAAGAAUAAUUCUACCGACAUCAUUGUGAUAGCGGUAGGAAGUACAUUGGUUUUUAUUCUAGGUGUGUCUGGUUGUUGCUGGUUUUUGUGGCGGAGGAGGAGAAACAAGUUGAGUUGCAAGCGGACAAGUGCCAGAAGCGAAAGUAAUUUGGCUUCCCGUUUUGAUUUAAUGAGAGGAAGCGCUACUCUUGUUAGUUUUACUUUUGAUGAAAUCAAAGCUGCCACCAAAAAUUUCUCAAAUGAGCAUAUUAUUGGGAGAGGAGGGUAUGGGAAUGUGUACAAGGGUGUCUUGCCAGGUGGAUCUGAGGUUGCCUUGAAGAGGUUCAAGAAUUGUUCAGCUGGUGGACAUUCGGAUUUUAUUCAUGAAUUGGAGGUAAUUGCCAGUGUUAGGCAUGUGAAUUUGCUAGGCUUGAGGGGCUAUUGCACGGCCACAUCCCCUUUAGAGGGUCACCAGAGGAUAAUUGUUUGUGAUUUGGUGAAAAAUGGGAGUCUAUAUGAUCAUUUAUUUGGGUUGAGAUGCAACAGAUUGAGUUGGCCUAUUAGGCAGAAAAUUGCAAUUGGCACGGCUAGAGGCUUGGCUUACUUGCAUUAUGGGGCACAACCGGCUAUUAUUCAUAGGGAUAUAAAAGCUAAUAAUAUACUUUUAGAUGAGAAUUUUGAGCCUAAGGUUGCGGAUUUUGGAUUGGCAAAGUUUAACCCUGAGGGGAUGACCCACCUGAGCACUCGUGUAGCAGGGACGAUGGGAUACGUAGCGCCUGAAUAUGCAUUGUAUGGUCAAUUGACAGAAAGGAGCGAUGUGUACAGCUUUGGAGUCGUGCUUCUUGAGCUUUUGAGCGGGAAGAAAGCGCUUAUAGCAGUUAAUGAUGGAAAGCCAACGCUCAUGACAGAUUGGGCAUGGUCAGUGGUUAAAGAAGGGAAACCAUUAGAUGUUGUAGAGGACAAUAUUCCAGAUUUGGCUCAUCCAGAAAUUUUGGAGAAGUAUGUUAUGGUAGCUGUUCUUUGUUCUCACCCGCAAUUGUAUGCUAGGCCAAUGAUGGAUCAAGUCGUAAAGAUGUUGGAGGCUGACAUGCCAAUUCCAAAUAUACCAGAGAGGCCAAUUCCUUUCAUUGCUGAUCUUGAUGAUAUUGAGAGACCGGGUAGCAGUAAUGGCUCAGGUAAUAUGUCCAUAUCCACAAGUUUAACCCUUGGAAGAUGAGAGGUUCUGUUAUACAACAUUAGCUAAUAUAAUUGAGCUGCAUUGAAUUAUUUUGAAGUGUUUGAUUUGAUGUACUAUCCCUAAAAUGUACGACUACUAGUUAAUUAGAUCAUUCUUGGUUCAUUUGCAAUGGAUUUGUUUUGUCAAUAUGAA